AUGAGCACAGUCAACACUAAAAGUUCUUGUAAAGCGUUCAUUCCAGCACGAUUUCCCUUAAAAAAUAAAUCAUCAACAUGACUAGUUCCAAAUCUAUUACUAUGAUCGCCGUUUGCGGACUCUUCGCAAUCGCCAUAGCACAUCCACUAUUGGAAGGGUCAGCGCCAUACAAUGACGAAGCCGCGGUUUAUCUUGUCGCUGACCAAAACUGGCUGGAGGGCGAGCCUUCGGAGCUGCUAGUUCGACAUGCACGUUCACCGUCUUCUUCUGAGGAAUCUGCAAAGGAAGAUAAAGGCAGGGGCAGAGUUGAACUAAAAUACGAGGAAACGGAGCGAGGACGAGAGGGCAGCUUGAAAUACAAUCACAAUUUGCUUAAAAGCGACGACGACAGUUAUAGCAUCGACGCCUAUGCGCAGGGCAGACGUAAUUAUGAUUGGAAUCAAAACGAUUUCCAAGGUGGACUCGAAGGACGCUGGAGUUUUAAGGGUUAAUGUGGUGGCUUAUUAAGAAAUUUAACGAUGUACGAUGCACAAAUAAAUAUUUAGCAAUAA
Molecule: messenger RNA, 551 nt
Organism: Bactrocera dorsalis (oriental fruit fly)
Lineage: Eukaryota; Metazoa; Arthropoda; Insecta; Diptera; Tephritidae
Exons: 1
Coding region: 78-491 (137 amino acids)
Source: RefSeq, a predicted model, not a curated record